CCGAACUUUUGUAGAAGUUUUCUGGAGACGAGGUGGGGCCGCUGGGUCUACUGCAGAGGGUCUCCUGCCUCAACGCCCCAGCCAGCGGUUUGUGUCACCCACCGAUCAGCAGGAUCUGUAUCUCACUGACACGGGGAUGAGGGCGUCCAGUUACCAGGAGGGAGAGGAGCUGGACUUCGGUCUGACGUUUGGGGAGGAGCUGGAGACGGGACAAACCGUACUGAUGGGGAGCUCAGAUCUGGAACUCCCAGAGACAAGCAAAGAUGGAGCUGAGCCCCCAUUUCCCACUUCCUCCCUCCCCAUCAGCCUCUCCCGGAUCCCCGCUCCACCUCGGGCUGGUGUGCACUCCCCACCUCCCCGUCGGGGGCCUCGGCUUGAAACUGAAACCGAGGCCUAUCCAGGCCAGCCAGCCCGGCUGGUUUCCCUUGGCAACCGCCGGCUUGUGGCCUGCCCCACCAUCCGGAUCACCCCUAUCCUGGCAGUGGGGGAAGGGGAGCCGGAGGAAGAGAGCGGGGGUUCGCCUCCGGGGACGUGGGCCAGGGGCUGGGGCCCGCCACCUCCCUCUGCGGCCCUAGACCUCCUCCGUCCCCCGCCGGAUCCCUUCACUUGCCGGGACUGGGCCCUGAGCGCCGCCUCACGGGGCUGGCUCCCUGAUGCAGCCUCACCGUCCCCUUCCGGCUCGCCCUCACCGUCCCCUUCACCCUCCCCCUCCGCCUCACCCUCUCCGCCCUCCUGGGGCUCAGCCUCCCGCCUCUCUGAGGAGGCAGAGGCUGAGCUGAGUGAGGCUGCCUGGCGGGCCUCGCUGGCUUCCCCCACCACCCCACCAUCACCUCUCCCGCUCGCCCACCGCUGCCGUCCCUCCCUGUCCCCCUCCUCUUCUUCCUCCUCCUCACCCUGCCCCUCCCCCGGGCCCCCCCUCGGUUCUCCGGCCGGCAAGAGGCGCCUCGCCAGGAGCGAGGAGGCGCCCGGCGCCUCGCCCCCACACUCACGCUGGGGAGGGGGCUCCAGCAACGAGAAUCUCCAUUCCUCCUCCUCCUCCUCUCCCCGGGGCAGCAGCCCCUCCUCACCGCCGACCGAAUCCUCCAGCCGUACCCAGGUACCCACCAAGUCCCGUCGCACCAGCCAGCAGCCCAGGCCGGAUGGACCCUCCGCCCAGCGGCGCCCGUCCCGCGAGGAGGCCUGGCCCAUGGAGUACCUUGCCGUUCCAGCGCCCUUCGGAUGGGGCAGCGAGGUGCGGAUGCUGGGACGCAGCCCCGUCUUCCGGGCCUGUGCUCUCCCUCCUCUGGACUGGCCGCUGCCGAGCCACUUCAACCAGCUGGAGCUGAAAAUGCUGCUGCAGCCCAAGCCUCACCACCGGGCACACUACGAGACGGAAGGUAGCCGCGGAGCGGUCAAGGCCCUGGCCGCGGGUCACCCUGUCAUCAAGCUGCAGGGGUAUGCGGAGCAGCCCCUUACUCUCCAGAUGUUCAUUGGCACAGCGGAUGACCGGAAUCUCAGGCCCCACGCCUUCUACCAGAUCCAUCGGAUCAGUGGGAAGAUGGUCACCACCUCCAGCCAGGAAGCACUGGUCAACACAACCAAGAUCCUGGAGGUGCCUCUCCUCCCCGAAAACAACAUGACGGCCAAUAUAGAUUGCGCGGGGAUCCUGAAGCUUCGGAAUUCUGACAUUGAGCUGCGGAAGGGCGAGACAGACAUCGGCAGGAAGAACACCCGUGUGCGUCUGGUCUUUCGUGUCCACAUUCCACAGUCUGGAGGCAAGGUCGUCUCGUUGCAGGUGUCCUCCGUCCCAAUUGAGUGCUCUCAGCGAUCGGCUCACGAGCUGCCCCAGGUGGGGAGCUACAACACGAUGUCCUGCCCAGUGUCGGGGGGAGAGAGGCUGGUCAUCACCGGCUGCAACUUUCUGCCUACCUCCAGGGUCAUCUUCACCGAGAAAGGGCCAGAUGGACGAAUGCGCUGGGAGGUAGAGGCCAAGAUCGACAGUGCAGAGACCACAGAGAGCAACAUCGUGGCCGAGGUUCCGCCUUACCACAACCAGUCCCUCACCAGCACUGCACACGUCUGUUUCCUGGUCUGUAAUGGCAGAAGGAAGAGGAGCCCUCCCCAGAGUUUUUGCUAUGUCCCGGUGUAUGUCAAAGAAGAGUCGUCCCAGGACCUGCAGACGGGACAUAGUUCGGCAACCCCCCCUUCUACCCGGCUCGCCUCUGGCCCGAACUCCCCACCUUUCCCAGGUUUCCUGUCCCCCGAGGGGCUUACUGAGAGUCGCCCCCUCCUGGUACCCUCUGGGAUCCUGUGCUCCAGGGGUCUCCACUCCAGCCUGGCCAAAGACAAUGAAGUCCUGAGGAGAGGUGACCCUAGCCUUCCCUUCACCUGUCCUAGCUACGGGCAACUGUUGGCCCCACCCAACCAAUUGCCUCAGACCAGCCAGAGUAAGUCAUUAACCCAACACAACCAAGGGCACCCAUUGGCUCACAAUGACCAGAGCCAACAGUUGACCCAAACCAACCAAGGGCUCACAUUGGCUUCCAAUGACCAGAGCCAACAGAUGACCCAACCCAACCAAGGACACUCAUUUUGUUGCAGUGACCAAUGUCAACCAUUGAUCCAACCCAACCAAGAGCACCUGUUCAAUACUGGUGAACAGUGCCAACCAUUGACCCAAGUGCACCAAGUGACCCACACCAGUCACGGUCAACCAUUGAACCAACCCAGCCAAAGGCACCCAUUGGCUCCUGGUGAGCAAAGCCAGCUGCUAACCCAAACCUACCAGGGGGACCAAUUGACCCAGCCAAAUCAAGAACAGCGAGUGGUUCACACCACCCACAGCCAACCAUGGACCCAACCCAACCGAGAGCACCAACUGGUCACUGGUGACCACUGCCAGCCACUAACCCGGCAGCACCAAGGGCACCCAUUGCCUCUUGAGCUCCCCUUCUUACCGAUGACCCAGCCCAGUCGAGCUCACCACAUGGCUAUCGAUGACCAAUGCCAGCCGCAGGCCCAGCACAACCCUGGGCCCCGAUUGGAGAACCUCAACCAUAGUCAUCCGUUGAGCCGACCCAACCAAGAGAUGCCAUUAGCGACCAAUCACCAAUGCCCGUUGCUAGCCCGAUCCCAUCAAGGACACACAUCUGCUCACACCAUCGCCGGUAGACUGGUAACUCGAGCCCCCCACGGGCACCCUCUCACCCAGAUCGGCACAAUACGUCCCGUACCCGCCGGCUUCGCGCGACCUGGCCAGGGUCCGCUCUCGACCAGUCCCCAGACAGGUACCCACGGCUGUGAAGCGCCGCAAACUCUAGCCGACCAACCGCGUCCAGGAAGCCGCUGCCCGUCCCACCCAAGACUCCCCCCCUUGGUCUCCCACUCCCCUCUCACGUACUCCCCACACCGGGCUCCGGAGACUGGCGGACAGGCGACCGCCCACCCCCUCGCGAUCGAGGCGCGAGGGUGUCCGGGAUCUCGCGACCCGACCACUGGCUGCCGGGGAGUACCGCGGGACGCCGGAGAGAAGGGAGGGGCAGGGGAGGAGGAGGGAGAGAUCGCGGAGUGCGAGGUCUCCUUCGGCGCCAUCCCGAUCCAGGGGAUCACGCUAGACGACGUGAACGAGAUUAUCGGAUGGGACCUCUCGGACGCCCCAGAAUCCUUACGGACAAAGACACGGACGGAAGAGCCAUGACUGCGGGCGGGAUCUCCGCCAAUCGGUUCCAGAACGCCAGGGGCGUCGGGUUUGACUUUUGGGUGGAAGCGGUCCUGGCGUGAUGAGGCAUCCCGGCUCACUCCCUUGAACUUUCCGUUCCUAUAAACUUCCUUCGCCGCCACCACCAACCUCCCCCACCCAGGUGGAGUUUUUUGUGUCAUUGUGUCAGCAUAGCGGGAUCCCAAGUGCCUCUGCCGGCCUCGCAGCAGCCGGUGGGUGAGGUGGUUGUACGUCCUGGCCGUAGUAGCUAAAGUCUCCCUCCCGCAAAACCCCGAACUUUCCCACAGCCCCCUCCCUUUCCUCUUUCGCUCGCCCUCCCGCCCUCUUCUUCCUUCCUUCCUCCCCCUUCCCUCCCCGUCCUUCCCAUCCCCUUCCCCUCUUCCUCGCCCCGUCUUGUUAUGGGAGAUUUUAACAUGCUACUGGGAAAAUCAUGUUGGUACUGGACCCCAAGAAAGGGAGUUUGUGGAAUGCCUCAGAGAUGGAUUCUUAGAGCAGCUUGUAUUAGAGCCUACCAGGGAGACGGCAAUCCUGGAUUUAGUGUUGUGUAAUGAGCCAGAUUUGAUAAGGGAACUCGAGGUAAAGGAGCCAUUAGGAGGUAGUGACCAUAAUAUGAUAAGUUUUAAUCUACAAUUUGAGAGGGAGAAGGGAAGAUCGGAAGUGUCAGUAUUACAGUUGAACGAAGGGGACUAUGGACCCAUGAGGGAGGAGCUGGCCAAAGAUGACUUGAAAGAUACCCUAGCAGGGAUGAUAGUGGAACAACAAUGGCAGGUAUUUCUGGGAACAAUACAGAAGGUGCAGGAUCAGUUCAUUCCAAAGAGGAAGAUAGAUACUAAGGGAAGUAAGGGGCGACCGUGGAUGACAAGGGAAGUCAAGGACAGUAUAAAAAUAAAAGAGAGGAAGUAUAACAUAGCAAGGAUGAGCGGGAAGCCAGAGGAUUGGGAGACUUUUAAGGAGCAACAGAAGAUAAUUAAAAAGGCAAUACGGGGGGAAAAGAUGAGGUACGAAGGUAAGCUAGCCAAGAAUACGUUUGUAUAAAGGAGGAUAGUAAAAGCUUCUUUAGGUAUGUGAAGAGGAAACAAUUAGUUAAGACCAAAGUUGGGCCAUUGAAGACAGAAACGGAUGAAAUUAUUAUGGGGAACAAGGAAAUGGCAGAUGAGCUGAACAGGUACUUUGGAUCUGUCUUAACUGGGGAAGACACAAACAAUCUCCCAGAUGUAAUAGUGGCCGAAGGACCUAGGGUAACGGAGGAACUGAAGGAAAUUCGCAUUAGGCAGAAAAUGGUGUUGGAUAGACUGAUGGGACUGAAGGUUCAUUAAUCCCCAGGGCCUGAUGGUCUGCAUCCCAGGGUACUUAAGGAGGUGGCUCUAGAAAUCGUGGAUGCAUUGGUAAUCAUUUUCCAAUGUUCAACAGAUUCAGGAUCAGUUCUUGCGGACUGGAGGGUAGCUAAUGUUAUCUCACAUUUUAAGAAAGGUGGGAGAGUGAAGACAGGCAAUUAUAGACCAGUUAGUCUGACAUCAGUGGUGGGGAAGAUGUUGGAAUCAAUUAUAAAAGAUGUAAUAGCAGCACAUUUGGAUAGCAGUGGCAGGAUCGGUCCGAGUCAGCAUGGAUUUAUGAAGAGCAAAUCAUGUUUGACUAAUCUUCUGGAAUUUUUUGAGACUGUAACUAUGAAAAUGGACAUGGGAAAGUCAGUGGAUGCAGUGUACCUGACUUUCAAAAAGCCUUUGAUAAAGUCCCACAUAGGAGGUUAGUGUGCAAAAUUAGAGCAAAUGGUAUUGGGGCCAGGGUACUGACAUGGAUAGAAAAUUGGUUGGCAGACAGGAAACAAAGGUUAAUGGGUCCUUUUCAGAAUGGUAGGCAGUGACUAGUGGGGCACCGCAAGGCUCGGUGCUGGGACUGCAGCUAUUUACAAUAUAAAUGAUUUAGAUGAAGGGAUUAAAAGUAACAUUAGCAAAUUUGCAGAUGACACAAAACUGGGUGGCAGUGUGAAAUGUGAGGAGGAUGUUAUGAGAAUGCAGGGUGACUUGGACAGGUAGGGUGAGUGGGCAGAUGCAGUUUAAUGUGGAUAAAUGUGAGGUUAUCCACUUUGGUGGCAAGAACAGGAAGGCAGAUUAUUAUCUGAAUGGUGUCAAGUUAAGGAAAAGAGGAAGUACAAUGAGAUCUAGGUGUCCUUGUUCAUCAGUCACUGAAAGUAAGCAUGCAGGUACAGCAGGCAGUGAAGAAAGCUAAUGACAUGCUGGCCUUCAUAACAAGGGGAAUUGAGUAUAGGAGCAAAGAACAGGAAUUCUGCAGAUGCUGGAAAUUCAAGCAACACACAUCAAAGUUGCUGGUGAACGCAG
This is a messenger RNA of Mobula hypostoma (lesser devil ray), 6033 nucleotides long. RefSeq names its product nuclear factor of activated T cells 4 (gene nfatc4). Gene Ontology annotation, cellular component: transcription regulator complex. Lineage: Eukaryota; Metazoa; Chordata; Chondrichthyes; Myliobatiformes; Myliobatidae. Gene Ontology annotation, molecular function: transcription factor binding; RNA polymerase II cis-regulatory region sequence-specific DNA binding; DNA-binding transcription factor activity, RNA polymerase II-specific. The record is from RefSeq and is a predicted model, not a curated record. Bases 137 to 3676 code for a protein of 1179 amino acids. The transcript is spliced from 10 exons. Gene Ontology annotation, biological process: cytokine production; calcineurin-NFAT signaling cascade; regulation of transcription by RNA polymerase II.